UACGAUUUGUCCGCGAGAGCUCCGCCGUUCCGGACUUUUUGUGGCAGGCUUCAGACUCGGAGCCGGAUGAAGAUGAAGACGAGGACCCUUGCGACCAUUUUAUUAUUUGGUGGUGCUGUCUGCCCUCUAGUACAGCACAAGGUUAUCUCUAGUUUACUGUAUCUCGAAUCAAGUGGACGUUCUUUCGUCCCUUGUCUCAGUCACUGAUAGCAGCACAUCCUAUCUUGACUCCCAAGAACACCCGCUCCUGCGACGCGGUCGAACACGAUUUGCAGUGAAAAGAAAGCGCUUGUCGCGGAUCAACUGCUCUCUGUUUCCCAUAGUUUUGCAACACCCGGCUUCAGGCCCUUGACAUUGCGAACGCAGCUUUACACGGGUCUUCAUCUUCCGCAGUCUUUUCUCAAGACAUCUCUUGCGCCUGGAACAAACAACACUUCCAGCCCUUCGAACGAAUCCUUGUUCCGGGGGCCCUCCGGUGUGGAAACAGAAGGAUGGGCGAGAAGCAGGACGGUCACGCACAACUGCGGCCCAACGGCCAUGCAACCAUGAGUGGCACCUUGCAAAAGAUCGAGGAGGAGAUUGUGCAAGAGGAGAACAUUUUCCUCUUCAUUCCAAACAUCAUCGGCUACUUCCGAAUCGUCCUUGCAUUUGCUUCGCUCUACUACAUGCCUCUUCACCCACGGACGUGCUCGGGGCUGUACAGUUUCUCAUGCAUCCUUGACGCCGCCGACGGACUGGCAGCGCGCCGGUAUAACCAGUCGACGACGUUUGGCGCUGUGCUGGACAUGGUCACGGACCGAUGCACGACGUCGUGUCUGUUGGUUUUCCUGGCCUCUGCCUUUCCGAGAUGGGCCAUCGUCUUCCAGGGGCUGAUCAGUCUCGAUCUGGCGAGCCACUACAUCCACAUGUACGCGACCCUGACCAUGGGUUCCAGCGGCCAAAGUCACAAGAAGGUGGAAGCGAGCAGAAGUUAUAUCCUGCAUCUUUAUUACACAAACAGGACCGUACUCUUCCUCUUCUGUGCCUUGAACGAACUUUUCUUCAUCGCCCUCUACCUUUUGUCGUUUUCCUCGCCUCUCCUAUCCCCUUCUCUUCUCGUAUCUACUGAAAGCGCACCCUUGACAGUCCAGCCUGGCUCUCCAGCUAUUCCGAAACCGAGCACCCUGUUCGCGAACCCUUGGAGUGCUGGCGCACUGGAAAUGGCCCGGGCCAACAAAAUGGACAGCACAGUACCGUGGAUUCUGGCUGGCAUCAGCUUCCCCGUCAUGUUUGGCAAGCAGGUUAUCAAUGUGAUCCAAUUGGUCAAGGCGUGCAAAUGGUUGGGAGAGGGCGACGUGGCUGCCAGAAGGAAAGCCGGGAUUGUCGCUGGAAAGAAAAAGGCGUGAGAAUCGCUCCGCCAUGUGCGAUAUGCCGCGGGAUUCUAGGAGGCGCGUCCACUGCGCGAGCGGACAAGCCAGUAUGAACACAUCGUCAUAUUUACACCACGGUAAAGGGGAAAACAUUGUCUUCAACAAAACAAUGAGGAUUGGAGGCACGUGCGAAUGGGUAAUUUCGAAAGCAUCGGUGUUGUGGUGUGACAUGACUGGCAAGUUGGUGGUCGAGGACAUUGGUGUUCAUCAGCUUCUACUGGGCUUGUUGCUUAUCUUGCCCGGAUUUGUUCAACGGAUUUGCUCAACGGAUUUGCUCAAAACGGAUGCCAAAGUCAUUUCAAUAAUCUGUCGACUCGGACAGGGCGUCAGGGGUUGGCUGGUCCGUCUUCGAUGGGUAUGGUGCAGACCUCAUUGCACAUUCAAUAUUUAAUUACUGUACUAUACCACGAGCCGAACAGCCUAGAACCGUUUUUUGCUCAUAGAAAUGCUUCACAUAGUUUCCCAUUGUCAGCAAAUGCCUGUAUUCGUGCAAUUGUUGUUCACACCAGAAGUCGGUCAGCCUUGCGACUCAGCCUUGCUGAUUAA
Molecule: messenger RNA, 1955 nt
Organism: Exophiala dermatitidis NIH/UT8656
Lineage: Eukaryota; Fungi; Ascomycota; Eurotiomycetes; Chaetothyriales; Herpotrichiellaceae
Product: CDP-diacylglycerol-inositol 3-phosphatidyltransferase
Exons: 3
Coding region: 492-1385 (297 amino acids)
Biological process (GO): phosphatidylinositol biosynthetic process
Cellular component (GO): Golgi apparatus; membrane
Molecular function (GO): CDP-diacylglycerol-inositol 3-phosphatidyltransferase activity
Source: RefSeq, a predicted model, not a curated record